UUCGAGUCCAGGCCUGCCGCCAAGCUGGUGACGGCGAGCUGCGUGCAGGCGUGGGGACGCUGUGACGGGGUGAACGUCACAGUCAUCGACACGGCUGACAUUCUCCACCCGGGCGCUGCCACCAGCGAGGCGUACAAAGAAAUCGCCCGCUGCGUCAGGCUCUCCUCCCCGGGCCCCCAUGCGCUGCUGCUGGUAACCCCGCUGGGCCAAUUCACCGAGGAGGACGCGGAGGCGGCGCAGAGACUGCAGGACAUUUUUGGAGCCGAUGUUCUGAGGCGCACCGUCGUCCUGCUGACCCACGCAGAGGCGCUGGCGGGGAGGCCGCUGCAGGAGCACCUGCGACGUGGCGGCAGCGAGGCGCUCCAGGACCUGAUCCUGCAGUGCGGGGGGCGGUGCUGCAGCUUCAGGAACGGGGCGGCGGGGCUGGGGGCGGAGCAGCAGGCGGCCAGGGUGAUGGGGAUGGUUUGCCGGGUGCUGCGGGAGCACGGGGGCACGUGGCACAGCAGCGCCAUGUACCUGGAGCCCAGUCUGACGGAGGAGAAGGUGCGGGAACACAUGGGGAGGCACAGAGCAGAGAGGAGGAGGAGGGAGCGGGCCAGAGCUGAGCCGCAGAGGAGAAUCGUGGCUUGCGGGAUCCUCUACCCUGUGGCGCUGGGCUCAGGGGUACGGGAGCAGGGGACAACAGCGAUCUCCUCCCGGCUCCAGGCCAGCCCAUCUGGGUUUCCUGUCCAAUGCCAUUUCAUUGUGGCAACGUUGCCAGAGCCACAGAUGCCUCUGAGGGCCAGCAAAGGGCUCCGCAGAGCCGAGAGCAUCAGUGAAGCACCAGGGUGA
Egretta garzetta (little egret) is the source of this 831-nucleotide messenger RNA. RefSeq names its product GTPase IMAP family member 1-like. The record is from RefSeq and is a predicted model, not a curated record. The transcript has 3 exons. Gene Ontology annotation, molecular function: GTP binding. The annotation marks the transcript as partial. NCBI's taxonomy places the organism in Eukaryota, Metazoa, Chordata, Aves, Pelecaniformes, Ardeidae.